Molecule: messenger RNA, 6867 nt
Organism: Pseudomyrmex gracilis
Lineage: Eukaryota; Metazoa; Arthropoda; Insecta; Hymenoptera; Formicidae
Gene: gogo
Exons: 23
Coding region: 806-5989 (1727 amino acids)
Biological process (GO): monoatomic ion transport
Cellular component (GO): cell periphery; membrane
Molecular function (GO): extracellular ligand-gated monoatomic ion channel activity
Source: RefSeq, a predicted model, not a curated record
GACAGAGAAAAAAAAAUUAAUUCUGUUUCCUUUAUCUAAUGAUUUUUUAUUUUCUCUGUUAUGUAAUUGUCAUCGGCGUUGCGGUGUGACGAUUCUUCUAUAACGAAAGGAAGAAACAUUUAUUAUACAUUCUCUCUGUUAAUUUUGAAUGAACACAUUCGAGUGUUAUAUAUGCACGUGUAUAUAUUUGUUGUGAAAAUUCUAAAAAAGAAAUCCGCAACGUUGUUACAAUUGUAGAUCAUCACUUGUUUCUUUUUGAAAAAUAAAAAUUAUUUAAAAAAAAAUCAGUUUGAUUGGCCAGUCUCGGAAAUAAUGUACUAAUUAAUUUUGGAGACGAAGAACGCAAUGUCAAAGUGAGAUUUUUCCUUGGCGACGACGCCAUGCGACGGUAGGAUUAUUUUGUGCGGAGAGUUGCGGAGGAUGCGCGCAAGGGUGUGAUGCAGCGUGUAUAGGCGAGCUCUCUCUUGGCAAUUUCGCGUGUCGCGAUCGGGCUCUCGAUAUCGAUUCCAGAAGGGCACCGGAGCCGCGCACUCCCGUCGUCCUUCGGUCAGCAAAAUGGCCGCUUGUCGACAAUGUUGUCAUCGUCGUCGUGUUCAUCGUCAAUGCGCGCGAAAUCGAUGAAAGCCAGAAUCGAUCGAUUCGGAUCAGGUCAGAGCCGGCGAUCGUAGUCUCGUUAGCUAUGCGAUUAAUCGUGUGGUCCAAAAAGGAUGUGGAUCGCGUCGGGAUAAAGCUGUUGCUAUAGUAAGAUCGAAGAACAUCACUAUCCUGCCCAGGGUGAAAAAAAUAUCUCUGUUAAGAGUUGGACAUGAAUCGGAUAUUCGAAUGGUCAUUAUUGGAAUUGUUAAUCAUCCUUUUAAGAUGCGGUGUCACAAAAUCAAACGAGCCAAACUUAAAAGUCGUCGCUCCCACAUCUCACGUAGCUUUAUCCGGCAACGUAACUGUUUUUAUUCUGCGUACAUCGGACAUGGAGUUUUCUACGGUAUCCACAAUUAUUACAUCCAAUAGCAGUACAAAUGACAUCAGAAAAGAUGAGAGAGAUAAAAUCGAUUCCGAGAAGGAAGGAAGUAGCAGAUGUAACAAAUCAUUUGCGCUUACAGUACUAUAUAUUGAUGGCCUUACGUCAGAAUUUAUCGGUAAUUUUCCUCUGGAUACUCUGCCUUCAAAAGAUGAGAACACUUCUGUGAUAAUACCCUGUGGUGUCUUCUCACGUGGCGGAGUUUAUACACUACAAAUUAAAUCCUCAACCGAGGCUGCCAAACACAACACUGCCAUUACUGGGCUGUCCGAGAUUGAGAUGAGCAGUGCCUUAGAUGUAAAGUGGCCAAUUCCUUCUUUGCUUCUGGAAUCCCAUCAUUUUGGUACAUAUCCUACUCAACCAGUGGUAGUCAUCAUAAAGUACAAUGAAGUUUUAUGCGUACCUGUUGACGGCGUGCCAGUAGCGGCUUACAAUUUAAAACUCAUAUAUUGUGGCACCACUGACACUGCCUGCGAUCCACAAAACAACGACCGCACGCAAGUGCUUUUCUAUAAGGAAAUAACAGGUUUUACUUCGCCAAGAGUCAUUAAAUUAGAUUGUGAUCUCUUUGGACUUGCGGGAAACUAUGCGCUUAGAUUAAAAGCCUCGAACUCCAAUCCUUCCGCGCCAACUAUCAGCGCGUACAUUAAAGUAGAAUGGUCCAGUGAGUACAGCUUCAACGUUCACGCAAAAUCGAUUUAUCCUUGCGAGGGAUCGACCGGCAUAUCGGUCCUCUUUCAAUAUCCCGCGUGUCGUCUCGACGGUGAUCGCGUGCGCGUUUACGGUCGUCUCCAAGCGGACGUGAGUUCCCUGGCGCCACCGACCGCGUUGCACUACGUCGCGGAAUUGACAGCGACGCUGGGCAAACAUUCGUUGAACUUCGACUGCGACAUCUUCACCGAGAAGUUCAUCGAGUACUGCUUCAUUUAUGUGAGCCAGGCGUUUACUGGCGCGAUGGCGGAAGUAAAGCUUGCGUGCAUACCUACUUUUCCAUUAUUGGAAAACAAUACAGCUGGUUGGGGUCCUUGGAGCGAAUGGAGUCCUUGCAGCAGCUCCUGUAUAGGUGGAACUCGCACUCGAUAUCGAUUUUGCGAUACACCGCCUCCAAAAUACGGGGGAAAAUUUUGCCAGGGAAAAGCGGUCGAAACUGAGUCGUGUGGCGGUGCCGACGGGAUUGACUUUCAAAAGGAGUGGAACGCCGAGGGUUGGGAGUGUCGUCACGGAACGAUAUUGGCAGCUGCUAGACCGGAAAUCAAGGCGCAUAUUGGCGAGCACUGCCGAUGCGGUUGCAGUAUCUAUUUUCAAGACGAAACCUUAAACAGACUUCUGGCGGCGAGCACACAAGCCUGUCCCGGUCGUUCCUUCUGGUUCUUGCAUGCGCAAUCAAAUUACACGAUACAGUUACGCUUGGAUCAAGCCCAGUUUCCUUGUCCGGGACAAUAUUUACGCGCACGUGACGGAGAUUCGAUGAACGCGGAACUUUUAAUGGAUAUCGGAUAUAACAAAGGUGAAACCUCUACGAGAACCAUAGUUUCGUCGGGUCAAAGUUUGCUCCUGGAGUUUAUCAGCGACGAAUUAAGUGCCGCCGAUGAAAUUUGCGCGGGUGGUUUUCUAGGACAUGCGAGCAUGUUUCACAAAAUGUACGAGAGGAGCAAGACGUCAUCUCCUUUGGAAAUAAAUUCCACCACAUCUAUUGAGCAAUGGAUUUCCUGGGAACCGGGCUUUCUGGCGACAGCAUCUAUUUUGAUACUCGUAUUGUUCAUAUUUAUCUUUCUAGCAAUACUGCAAUGCGCACUAGGAUACAGAAAAUAUCAUCGCGCAGAAGAUUUAGACAGCUUAACCGAACCUUCCGAAUGCAGUGGCGCGCAACAUAUGAUGGAACGAAUGAAAGCUGUGUCUUCUACGACACUAAUUUCGGAAGUUGCAUCACUAAUGGGAAAGUGUACACCGAGAUUGUUAAAACGCAAGCGGGCACCCUGCGCAAUGGAGGACGGCUACGAUAGCUCGGAAACUUUGGCGGAAUACGAAGACGAAACCAGUUUGAGUUUAAGCACGUUAAAGCAGAAAGAUAACGAAGAAACUUUAGAACAAAGCGCAACACCGUCGGACAAACCGCACAUUGAGGCAACGUCGAAAACAAUAUUGGCUAUUAUUCCAGAUAAUCAACCGGAAGUAAAAUACGCCCGACCAGUCAAAUUACGCACUUUAGGAUCGGAUAGCACAGCAGAGGACAAACUGACGUCGAAUGAUACGAGAUAUACAGCGAGCAGCAGCAUCGACAGCUCGCAUAUUGCCAGACUUCAUCGUCCCACAUCGAAUCUCUCGCAGACUAAGAAGGAAUCGUCGACGAACAGUCCACUGUCGGGUACUUCGACGCUGAGCAGAGGCAAGGAGACGAAAGAACGUCGAAAUCGCGAACGACUGCUGCAAGGUCCGGGCUCGGAAUUCAGUUUGACAAAUCCGGAGACGGAUAUGGAACUGGAUUAUUACGACUACAACGUCGUGAACGCCGGAGCCGCGCCAGGCUCGUAUUUAGGUAUGGAUCCAACUUUUCUCUUAUGGAUUCCGCCCUUGUCGAUGUCCGAGGAUUCUGAAGAUCCGUCUGCGGCUCGUCCGGUAUGCUCGGAUUAUUUUCAAAGCGCAAGAACGACGAGUCCGACGUUAUCACGGCUGCCGGAGGGCACCGAGGGCGUAACUUUAACCCCGGCCGAGUAUCGCCGAAUGCGACACCAAGUCGCGACCAAUGUCAAAGAAGCCUGCAGACUGAGCUUCGAACAGAAACGCCAGGACUCGACGUCCUCGUCGUCGUCGAAGAACGACUCUUCGUCGGGCGGUAGCGUUCUCUCCGAGGAUAGCCUCGGUAGCGAGAGCAGAACUGCCAGGCUGAAUGAACGUCUGUUGCCGAUUCAUCGAAUUCUAGAAGACUCCAGAAUCCGCGUAAGCGAAGAAUCCCUGUGCAGUCAGCUUACGGCCGACAGAACGGUACAAAUUCACGGUACUAAAUCCGAUCUUUCUCAGGAUACCUCCAAGAGCAGUCAGCAGAACAGCGACGUAAAUAUCAACAAGCCCGAUCCGAAAUCGGAGUUCAUAGCGGAGAAAUCGAGACAAACCUCGAAGAGACAUCUCGAGGAUGUUGGCAAUUGCGCUACUUCGAGUUUUCAUGUAAAUAAAAGAACAACCGAUUCUCACGAGGACAAGAAACAUCAUUGCUUCGCAAACGAGACCACAUCCAAGUCCUCCGGUAAGUCGACGAGAGGUGGAUACACGGGUGGCAAAGAUAAGGAUUCUCAAAAUGCAAAAGACGACUCCAAAAAUCUUAACACGACGAGCGGCCAGUGUAAAUCUCGCGACUUCAAUCAAUUUACGCCGUCUCGUGAGACUACGAAGCUGUCGGACUGCACCAAUAUUCCGAUGAUCGAACUCUCGGGACCGCGAUUGAGUUUGUCGAUGACGUCUCGAAGACUGGCAACAGAUGCUCUAAAUAUUAAUCUGCAAAAAGAGAUACAGAGUCCGGAUUACGGUGUCGAGAGCGACAUGAAUGCGGAACCGCACGAGUCCUUUUACAAUUUGCUUCAUGAAAACGAAGACGGCAUUAAAUUUGCAGAUGACGACGACGAAUAUAUUGAUAACAGAGUAAAUCUGUUCAAUCAGAGCUCAUGUUUUGUACCGAUCGCAAUGAGGUUACUAUCAGUUUUUGGGGUUUUUAUUCUGUGGCAGGUUCAAUCUGGUGUUUCUAUUACGCAAUAUCCAAAUUCGGAUGUUGCAACAAGAGCAUGCAAAAAUGUGGAAAGUUCGUCGUCCGUAUAUCGUCUUAGAAAACAAAUUUUUUGUAACUAUGAUAAUACCGUACUUCCAACUCAUCCUAAAACGGAUAUUUUCUUCAUCAAUCUGAAACUAGUACCGAAGAUGAUGGAAUUUACCAGAGACAUUGGUAUAUUAUCAUUACACAGCUGGAUAUCAAUUGUUUGGAAAGAUCCAAGUCUUACUUGGAUACCGAGCGAAUACGAAGACAUUACAGAAAUUCAUGUGAAAAGCUGGGAGAUCUGGAGACCUAAUCUGUGUGUCUUCAAUUCUGGCGACAUGUCGAAUUACUGUAAUUUACAGUUGUCAGACUGCUUGCUGUACAGUAAAGGCACCGUUGCUUGUGUGUCGGCCGAAAAAUUUACAUCCAUAUGUAAUGCCGAUAACACUUACUGGCCGUACGAAAUACACCAAUGUAAUAUCACGUUUGGUUUCUGGGGACACAAAGCAGAAGAAGUGAAUUUUAGAAUAAACAAAGACGGAAUUGACAUGACCAAUUUUAACAAUGAUACACAAUGGGACUUUAAGUUUGUACACUCGGUGAGCGAAAUUAAACAACUUAAAUGUUGUCCGAACAAAUCUUAUCCUACGAUCACUUACAAUUUCCUUUUAACACGGCAUUACGACAUAAACCACAUAUCUCACGUUAUACCGACGAUUGUUUUGAUGUUGUUCACUAUACUAGUGCUGUGGUUAGAUCCGAACUCGAUUGAACGAAUGUUGGUAGCAAGUGUGAAUUUUAUUGGCCAUUUAAUUUGGAUAUUUCAUUUGUUCUGGAACUUGCCAUUCAACGGCACUAAUCCUCCUAACUUAAUACUAUACUACGGCGAAUCUAUGGCGUUGGCUACUUACGCGAUAAUUUUGACGGCGUUGUUACGAAAAUUGCAAGAUACAAACACAAAAAUGCCGAAUUGGAUCUCAUCCACGACGUCGUUCGUCUUGAGCAACAAAGCUGGUCGUUUUCUGAUCUCGAAUGACAAAGAUUUCGAAAUGACGGAUGAAGAUGCAACGAAUGAAGGGAUCUCGGAACUUCCAAAAUCCAAAGAGAUGAAAAUAAAAGAAUUGUCUUGGAGACAUUUCGCCUCUAUUGUCAGCUGGCUGUCUCUCUUUUGCGUAGUGUUUGUUUACAUAAUCAUUUUUAUCAUUUUCACGCCUGUACGAUUUAAUUUAUAGCAAAGAAAUGCAAAGCAGAAGAUAUUGCAGAAACAUAAUAAAAAUAUUUCAAUAUUGCGACAUUUCUAAGGAAAAUAUCUACUAAAUAAGGGAAAAUCACAUUUUCUUGCAAUUUUAUGUGAAAAUUUGUAUAUAUAUUGAUAAAUUUUAUAUAAAACAUGAAAAUACAUAAAACUGAAAAAAUUACGUCUUUUGCAAUUAAAUAUAGUUCUUACAAAGUUUAAUUAUCAAAUUACUUAGAUUUAGACGUCUUCGACAUUUGUAGGUGACGUCAGAGAAGCAAAAAUGAUCAAAAGUAAGAUGUAAAAAUAUACAUUUUGUUUAAAUAUUAAAACUAUGUAGAAAUAUACACGUUACACGUUUAGAAAAAAAAAAAAAAAAAAAAAGAAAGAAAUCGAAAUCUUAGCAAAUUACUAACAUACAGGUGUGAAUGAUGAUGAAAAAGGAGCCGUGGAGUCCCCAAAACGUAACAAUACAAUAUAAUACAAUAUUAUACAAUAUAAUAUAUAUAAAUAGUUACAUACACAAUCCUACCUACCUACCUACCUAUCUUUCACAUAUCUUAAACGUUACUAGCGUUAUUAGGAUUAAGGCUGCAUAACAGCCUUGAUCCUAAUUUGACAUUUCUUCCUACUUAUUCGUUUUACCAUAUUUUCUACCUACUCGGCCUAAUAUAUUUUCUACAAGCGCUUGUAGAUACGCAUCCCUACCUAAUUACCUACCUACUUUGAAAAGUUUUCAAAUCUAUCAAAUAUUUUACGCGAGGGACAGUUGUUUUAAAAUUAAAAAGUAUUAUUUUUAAUUUAUUUUAUCUUUUGCGACCGAGUUUUGAUAUUUUAUGAUUUAAAGAGAGUAUAUACCCACCCGAUAAAAGCGUA